AACCCCGCGCACCGGCAGGUCACCGUCUCCUGCCCCUUUAAAUCUGCGCCGACGCGGCGGCCGGAUCCCGGGGACUCCCCACUCCGGGAAUCUCCCGCCAGCUGCGCGCGGCGUCCGGGCGACGGCAGGAGCACGUGGAGCGGCCGAGUAGUCAGAGCGGCGGCUCCAGCCCAGCCCAGCCCGGCGACGAGAUGGAAGAUAUACAACCAAAUGCGGAACUGAAAAGUACUCAAGAGCAGUCUGUGCCCACAGAAGGUCCAGUGAUUCUGAAUAACGAGUUAACCAAACCUCAAGAAAUAGAAAAUGUGGACAGUGCAGAAGGCCCAGCCAAUGGAGAUGAAGACAUAGGAGAUGAUUCAGUGAAAGUGGAAGAUGAAUAUAGCGAAAGAGAUGAGAAUGUUUUAAAGCCAGAGCCCAUGGGAAAUGUAGAAGAGCUUGAAAUUCCUUACAGCUAUUCGAGAGAAUAUAAUGAAUAUGAAAACAUUAAGUUAGAGAGACACGUCUCGUAUGAUGGUAGCCGGCCAACCAGUGGAAAAAUGAACUGCGAUGUGUGUGGAUUAUCCUGUGUUAGCUUCAAUGUCUUAAUGGUUCAUAAGCGGAGCCAUACUGGUGAACGCCCAUUCCAGUGUAAUCAGUGUGGGGCAUCUUUUACUCAGAAAGGUAACCUCCUCCGCCACAUUAAACUGCACACAGGGGAAAAACCUUUUAAGUGUCACCUCUGCAACUACGCAUGCCAGAGAAGAGAUGCACUCACAGGUCAUCUUAGGACACAUUCUGUUGAGAAACCCUAUAAAUGUGAGUUUUGUGGAAGGAGUUACAAACAGAGGAGUUCCCUUGAGGAACACAAGGAGCGCUGCCGUACCUUUCUUCAGAGCACUGACCUGGGUGAGACUGCAAGUGUGGAGGCAAGACACAUCAAAGCAGAGAUGGGAACUGAAAGAGCUCUCGUUCUGGACAGAUUAGCAAGCAAUGUGGCAAAACGAAAAAGCUCAAUGCCUCAGAAAUUCAUUGGUGAGAAGCGCCACUGCUUUGACAUCAAUUAUAAUUCCAGCUAUAUGUAUGAGAAGGAGAGUGAGAUGAUGCAGACCCGAAUGAUGGACCAAGCCAUCAACAAUGCCAUCAGCUAUCUCGGCGCCGAGGCCCUGCGCCCCUUAGUCCAGACACCGCCUGCUCCCACUUCGGAGAUGGUUCCAGUUAUUAGUAGCAUGUAUCCCAUGGCCCUCGCCCGUGCUGAAAUGCCAAAUGGUGCCCUCCAGGACCUGGAGAAGAAAAACAUCCACCUGCCUGAGAAGAGCCUGUCUUCUGAAAGAGGCCUCUCCCCCAACAAUAGUGGCCACGACUCCACGGACACUGACAGCAACCACGAGGAACGCCAAAAUCACAUCUACCAGCAAAAUCACAUGGUCCCUCCUCGGGCACGUAAUGGGAUGCCUCUCUUGAAGGAGGUCCCCCGGGGUUAUGAACUCCUCAAGCCCCCACCCAUCUGCCCAAGAGACUCCAUCAAAGUGAUCAACAAAGAAGGGGAGGUGAUGGAUGUGUAUCGAUGUGACCACUGUCGCGUCCUCUUCCUGGAUUAUGUGAUGUUCACUAUUCACAUGGGUUGCCACGGCUUCCGUGACCCUUUUGAGUGUAACAUGUGUGGGUAUCGGAGCCAUGAUCGGUAUGAGUUCUCGUCUCACAUAGCCAGGGGAGAACACAGAGCCAUGCUGAAGUGACCAUCUGGUCCCAGAGAUUGCCCCUAAGGAUUCAACUUCGCUUUUAACAACGGAUAGCCCCGCCUAACAAAUCACUCUCAAAACAAGCUCAGUUCCAAACUCCUUUCCAUACCGUUUUUAGUCUCAAAGGUCCAUGUUCACAUGGACAGCCAGAGAAUUGUUUGCAGAUCUAUCAUUUUAUUACUUUCAUGAAACCUUUGUUUUUCCAUCAGGGACUUGAAAUUUUUAAUAUUUUAAAGCCAAUGAAAUAUUUGGUCAUUAUCUUUUGCAGCAGUAGAACAGGCAUCCAUUUUGUUGCCAAUCUGAAUAGUCUCCAGGCUGUGCUGCAUGAGACGUUCUUGCUGAGACACAUCAGCCAUAUGUGGAAAAGCCUUUGGGCAUCUGCCCAAAUCCACAGAGAGGAAGAACUGACUGGCUGACCUCACUGGGAAGUCUUCCCCUUCUGCACUCAACACAAAGGUGAAGGGUUAGGAUAUACUCUCCUUAUCCCAAAUUACAGUCUCAGAGGAAGGAAAAGAACAACCCUAAAAUAAGUAUCUGUUACUGGUACCCAAGGACCCCAUUCUCCGAGCAUCAUCCCUGUCAAUGGCUCAGGCAAAAAAUGUAGUCAUCUGAUGAUACUUCUGCUUCCACCCUUUAUCCUCCCGUCUCCAAUUAAAAGCUGCUUCAGGUUAAACUAAUUGUCUAAAGGAGGAAUUCUGUGCCAGAAGAGCCAAUGGUAUAGACCAUCAUUCAAACUCCAGAAAGUCGUCUACUGUGGACAACAGCACCCAUUACCUUUGAUGAAGAUUAUCAGAGCAGGGGUUUGAAGGGGGAUACAUUUAACAGCAUCAACAGGAGUUGCAAAUAGCUGCUUAAAAGUUCUUGGUCUCCUUCAUGGGGUACUGGCAUAUAGAGCCAAAGCAAACUUGCCAACAAUUUUUUGAAAAAAAUAUUGAAGGAUCCAGUGUGAUUUAGUGUCCUCCCUCCCCACAGGAGAGGAAUAGAUAGAUGACAUGGUGAUGUCCAAAUCAGAACUGAGCUUUGGGAUGGGGUGAGGUGGGGAGAAUCUCUGCUGAUGGGUUCUUUUUGAUCAGGCAGUUUUUUUCCCCAUUUUAAAUGGAGCCAUUGUAUUCCAAGAGGAUACCUGAAGUCUUAUCUUGGUUCUGCAAAUGUAAGCGUGAUCUUCAUCAUUAAUAAUGAGGGAUAUGCUGUCACAGAGAAGCCCUGUGACAAUUAUAAUAUUAGCACUAGAGCAGGGGUCACAAAAUCUGCUUCUUAAUUCCAUAUUUCCUACUAAUUAGCUGUGUGAGUUUAAGCAUAUCAUUUAACUCUUAAAGCUCAGUUUCCUCCACCAUAAAAUAAGAGUAGGACCUAGAUGAUCUCUCGGGUCCCUUCCAGCUUUAAAUUUAUGUGAUUAUGCAGUAACCACAAGUUAUUUUUUAAACCUUUUAAUUUAUGUGUAUUAAGCAAAAGAGUAUGUAUAUGAGUAUACGUUUCAUAUUUCUUUGGUAUGAAAAUGGUAGUGCAUUAAGUUUUCCCUUUAACCACUGAGUUGUGACUGUGAAGAAGAUGGUAGGGAGGAACAAAAAACAGGAAGGUAUUUUGAUCUUGCCCCAAAGGGGACAUACAAAUUCGUGCCCGCAGCUGACUGCCAAAGCCUUUUUGUUUUUUUCUUCUUUUUUCUUUUUAAGAACUUGUGUUAGGGAAAAUAACUUCUGCUUCCAGGGACAGUUUCAUGGAGCCUAUUUACAAAUUAGAGUCAGCUUUGUGAACAUUUCUACUGGAGCCAAGAAUCCCAAAUUCCUAGUAGAUUAGCGUUUAUGUAUCUGCCUUGAUAUUUCUAAAGGGCUUAUGCAUUAGGCUCAAACUCAACUCAUUUAUGUGCUGCCAGUAAUUAAAUGUUCCACCCCAGACUGCACAAAUGGCUUAUCCUUCUUCAUAGCAUGGCGUCUGUCUCAGGAAAAAAGGGUUUUAUGAAAUUCCAUGGCAACAGUCCCAACACGUUUGAGAUUUCAGCUGAAGGACUAGAUGUAUUUUGGUGUGUAGUCUUCAGUACAUCACUGUGUUUCCGUAAUACUAGACUCCAAGCUAUGCCAGAUUUCUUAUACCCAUUGUGAAAGAGGAGUUGCUUAUAUUCUUAUAUUCUUGAAAUAUCACACACCCUGUUGACUCUUAAUAGGGACAAGAGAAAGCGAACUUGGAAGCAGGGAUUAGUAGGAGAGAAAGCUAGGGAAAGGGAGCGUUUCCACCAGAUUAGUGAGAAAACCUUUGCUGAACAGAUCAACUUUUGCAUCUCAAGAUGGUAAAACUCAGGCUCAUUCCACCAGCCUAGGGACUUUUUUUGUAAACAUAAUCCUCCUUUUGCCUGACAGUUUGCUGAAUGAUUUCCACUCCUCUAAGGUCAGUUUUCUCAGUGGGGCAACCAUUCACAAAGGUUGUACUUCCACUGUAGCAUUCUGAGCUUAGAUGGGGGCAUGUCAACUCCAGAAAAAAAAUUAUAUGUGGAAACUCCACAUUCUCAGGUCUUGAAGUUGAACCCUGGUGGUGUGCAGUGGUUACUGUCACCCAGGUAAACACUUCUUUAUGCACUUGCUCCUUACAGAUUAACGCCCUCCUCCCCCUACCCUGGCUGGGAAUUGGGGGAGAGGGUGGAGAGAAUCUUAGCAAGCUGCCAGAGAUGCUCAGGUUCAGCAUCUGCCCCUACCGGGCAGUGAAGUCCUUGUGGCAGCUUCCGGCAGCUCAUUUACUUUCUCACCCAGAGGCCCUCUGAGCGGGAGCUUUGUAGGUCUUCUCUCUCCUUCCUCUCUUGGUAGGCAGGCCCCCCAACACACAUCAGGAGGCCACAGUCCGAGGAACUGUCAAACCCAGGAAAAGUUCCCUGGCAACCCAGGUGACAGAUUUGGGGGGAGGGUGGAAAAUGAAGGGAACUGGCUCUUCAAAAUAUUCCCUCUCACUAUUGGAAGUGUAGCAUAGGUACUUGCUGUUAGCAGAGAACUAAAUAGAAGUCACUGCUCCUAUUACUCCACCACCACAACCAGAAAAAGAGGGAAAGGAAAAAAGAUAUUAAUAAAUCCACCAGUCUUUAGAUUCCUUAAGUGACUCUCCCAGAAAGAUAUUUUGCCUUGGUACAGAUAAGCCAGAAAAUCUGAUGUUUUGUUACCCUUUCUGAGCUGUUACUGACUCAGAUUCUGAUUUUAUAAGUGACAAAAUCUUUCACUUUUCAAGUGCAGUGCUUCAUUUUACUAGGCCCAUAGGCACAGUGGCCCAGAUAAAAAAUGACCACAGAUUUAUUUUGCAAAGAGAAAUGUUUAAAAGCACAAAAUUUUUAACUCAGUUGAAACACUGUGUUAACAAAUCUCACAUCAACAUAAAGUUUCAUAGCAUCUGAAUCAUUAUUCUUCUUUUCUUCCUCUUUCCCCACCUCACCCCCCACCCCCACUGAUUUUCAGGCUUAGACUGUUUUAAGGGAGAAAGCGCUAUUUCUCUAUUCACCCCAAGGCAGAGGGCUAAGACUGUAAUGGAAAUAUUUCUUUAAAGUUCUAACGAGAAAAUGUAGCCCACUGAGAGAAGGGAGGUUCGGAAACUCCAGGCCACUCAAGAUUUGUGGAACAGCUUGAACAGCUCUGAGGACUCAAAGACUCAGAGCUUGUGAGCUCAAGAAGAGAAAAGAAAGGGGAGUUUAAAAAUUUUGUCCUGGAAAAUAACAUCAGAAGCAGAGGAAGAUAAGAGAUAUACAGUGAUACCUCUUAUUUUUUAAAAAAGUGGAAGCUAUUUUUGGCACUCAGAAAGUAUAGUUCAGAGAAUUUCUAUGGGCAGAGUUCAGAAAACCAGAAUGAUUCCAAAUUCAAGUGCCUGUGAAGAGAAGGAUUUUGACCUGAAAUUUAGGCUAGACCUGGGCCACUUUAGGAAAAGGACUGUUCUCUCGGGCUGAAGGAGAGAGAGAGUGGUUCUGACAGUGGACGGAGAGCCCGGGGUUGGGGCUGCUGUCUCUAAGGACUGUAAACUCAGAAGAGCCUGAAGAAAAGUAUGUGCUGUAAACCUGUGUGAGCUCGUAAAGUAACACAGGACUGUACCUCUAACUUACCCAAGCUGUACCCUGUCUGUGCGCCACCAUGACAAUAAUAUGAUAGCAGGUUUUUGCACUUUGAAGCACUUGGCUGCAAAUUUGCUCUGAAUAUUACACAAUAAUGUACUGCCUUAUACAUUUAUAUUGAUUGAAUCGUUAUUUGAAAUUGAAAUGUUUGAUUAAAAAUGUAAGGACAUAACAAUACCUACCUCCUAAAGGUAUUAUGAGGUUUUAUGUAAUUUUGUCUAUAGGGUAAUGUUACUUUGCAGGGGCGGAAAGUAUGUUGGAUGGUUGCUGAUUUUUCACUCUGUGCUCUGUCUGGAUUUGAAUUCAUGAAAAGCAUUCAAAGACCACACUGGGACUAUAAUUGUAAUUCAGUUGCCUCCAUGGGUCACUAACAGACACUUUCUUUCUUGUUGUUUUAAGGCGUAGAGAAUAUGCUGAACCUCAGAACCAGUGCGAGUUAACCACAUGCUACAGAAACAUCAUGGCGUUGCACCCAGUGAAGUAGAAUAGCUUUGCAUCCUCACUAUUUAGUUCCCCCAAACAAGUUAGAGUUUCCUCAGAUGGUCUUCACUGUCCAUCUCUCUACUGACUCCACUCCAGAAAGCCUGGAGAGCAGCUCCCCGACAAUGCCACCCACCUUCUCCCUUCAAGCCCUUAUCACCCAUAUUCUGAAUGUAAGUGCAGUAUGCCUCUUCCUCUCCUGAAAGACUGAAAACAAAAGUUUCAGCACGUUGGGAAAAUGGGGCAGCCAUUUCUUAAAAAUGACUGAUCCCAUUUCCAGUGACUCAUUUUUACAAGGACUCUUCCAAGUUAGCAGACAAGGCCCUUUUCGGUGGACCUGCUUCUGUGGGUUCACAGAAACCAAAUUAACUGUGGGUUGCAAAGAACUAGUGGGUCAUUUAAAAAGCAGACAUCCCUUCACCCAGACUGUGGUUUUGCAUGCUCAGUUUCUCAAUCUGUGAGCUUUGGUGAGGGAUCAUUUUGGCUACUGGAAAAACCAUAGCUUAUGUUUAAUUUCUGGUUGCCAAACCCACCACACGUGUAGUCUGUGGAUGACCCUUGUCUGCGGAAUGAUGGGCAAGGCGCUGAGAACAGAACGUGGUUUGGGGGCGGCCUUCCCACCAGGAGGGAGAGAGUGAGGGAGCUCUGGCUAGUGGUUGAUCACAGCCUGUGCUUGCAGUGCUCUCCCGCCCAUCUGGAGUUCUCAGAAACGCCCUCCCUGCCCAGUUAUGACCUUCUCUCGACGCCUCUGGAGUUUUACCCAGAAGUCCAAUGAUUUGGACCACUGUAAGGUACCAUGCUCCUCUGUAAAAACUGUUUAAAGAAAAACAGCUUCUGAAAUGUAGCAAUGCUAAUAACCCUUGCCAGAACCAUAAUGAAUGCAUCCCCGCUGACAGUUUUCAAGGUUUAUCUUGUUUGAUUUUUAUACUGAAAAAUAAAAAAAUACUGGUGUGUUUAAAAUCA
Molecule: messenger RNA, 7233 nt
Organism: Choloepus didactylus (southern two-toed sloth)
Lineage: Eukaryota; Metazoa; Chordata; Mammalia; Pilosa; Megalonychidae
Gene: IKZF3
Product: IKAROS family zinc finger 3
Exons: 8
Coding region: 192-1715 (507 amino acids)
Biological process (GO): regulation of transcription by RNA polymerase II
Cellular component (GO): nucleus
Molecular function (GO): DNA-binding transcription factor activity; RNA polymerase II cis-regulatory region sequence-specific DNA binding
Source: RefSeq, a predicted model, not a curated record